AUGGGAUUACUAGAUGAAGCCAAAGACCUUAUGAAUACCUCGAUGCCAAAAGCUACAGAAAGGUUUUCGGGCCAGAAUGAUUCUGAUCGCAGCGGAGGACGCAACCAGGGCUCGGGUGGAAAUCCAAACCUAGAUGACUCUAGGUACGGCAAGAGCGGGAGCGGGUAUGACCAAUCUGACGAUUAUAAAACAGCUGGCUCCGGCAUGUCUGGAGGUCGUUAUGACAAGGACGAAAACGUUGGCAGUGGAUAUCAAGCACGUGACAACAUCCGUGCAUCGCAAGCAGAUAGCAUCGGUGACUCUGGUUACAACCAAUCCCGAGUCAACUUUGGUUCCACUGCCGAUGGGACUUAUGGUGCGGGCACUGAUCGCCCUUCUGAUGACUUUGGGGCUCGUGGCGGCGUCAGCGCCGGUGGGGUUGGAGACAGUCAUGAUUCCACGACUUCCGGAGGCUACGGGGCCAAUUCCCAAGGGGACUCUUUCUCCAGAAAGAAUCAAGCUGGCUUUGACAACGAGUUUUCGUCGUCUGGCGGGUAUUGA
This is a messenger RNA of Puccinia triticina, 540 nucleotides long. RefSeq lists its product as uncharacterized. The coding region runs from base 1 to 540 and encodes 179 amino acids. The record is from RefSeq and is a predicted model, not a curated record. The transcript has 5 exons. NCBI's taxonomy places the organism in Eukaryota, Fungi, Basidiomycota, Pucciniomycetes, Pucciniales, Pucciniaceae.